Periophthalmus magnuspinnatus is the source of this 631-nucleotide messenger RNA. It is a transcript of the gene mrpl35, whose product is annotated as mitochondrial ribosomal protein L35. Gene Ontology annotation, biological process: translation. The transcript has 4 exons. The coding region runs from base 33 to 560 and encodes 175 amino acids. The record is from RefSeq and is a predicted model, not a curated record. Lineage: Eukaryota; Metazoa; Chordata; Actinopteri; Gobiiformes; Gobiidae. Gene Ontology annotation, molecular function: structural constituent of ribosome. Gene Ontology annotation, cellular component: mitochondrion; ribosome.
UCUUGGUCCUACAGGCUUCCGUAUAGGAAAACAUGGCUGCGGCCUUUGCAAGAAGAGCGUGCGGUUUACUGAGGCCGAUUGCUGUUUCUCUGGGGAGCAGGACCGCUCAAGUGUGUCACCUGUCCAGCGCUGUUCGUUCCCCUCGGCUUUGUAGCUAUUUCAUACCCACGAAAUGUAAUCCUCCGCAGGCUUCCCUCAGCCUCACACCGCGGACCAGCAUCCUCCAACGAGUAUCUCCUCUUGCUCCCAACUUUACUCAGCUGAGCAGAGGUAUUACCUACUACAGUGUGAAGAAGGGGAAGAGGAAAACAUGCAAGUCUGUCCCAGAAAGGUUUAUGAGGUUGCACUGUGGCCUUUGGAUCAGACGCAAGGCUGGAUACAAGAAGAAGUUAUGGAAGAAGAUGCCUGCCAGACGCCGACGCCUAAGGGAGCAUGUCUUCUGUAAUAAGACCCAGAGCAGAUUGCUAGACAAAAUGACUACAUCAUUCUGGAAAAGGAGGAACUGGUUUCUCAACGAUCCAUACUUGACAUAUCAUGACCGGAAAAAUCUAAAAUUUUAAUGGCUAUCCUUUUUCUGUGUAAAUAUCCUGUAUUAAAACUGUAUUCAUGAAAAAAUUAAUCCAACAGACAA